AUUAAAGGUAAAUCACUGAAAUAUAGUUGUUUAUUUUACUAUUUUAUAAUGGAAGUUGAUCUUUUUAUGUGUUGUCUCAUAAUAUGAAGUAUUUGUUUCAACUAUUUUCACUACGUCCAUACCGACCAUAUCCUUCUCGUUUUCUGAGUUUUGUAAAUCCAGUUAUUAAUUAUAAUCUUAAACCUCGACCAACACCAGAAAUUAUGAAACUUGAAAACUCACAAUACGGUUUUAUAUUCUCUCCGCAACUUACCACAGUAUUACAAGUUUUUGACAAGUAUAAAUACGAAAUCAGACUUUGUGGAGGUGCAGUACGCGAUAUAUUGUUAGACAAAACGCCUACUGAUCUAGAUUUUGCCACUACAGCUACCCCUGACGAAAUGAUUGAAAUGAUGGCGAAAGAAAACAUUAGAGUAGUUAAUAAAGGUGGUUUAAAACACGGAACAGUAACUUCUCAUGUUGAUGGUGUUAAUUUUGAACUUACUACGCUAAGAAUUGAUGUUGUUACUGAUGGCAGACAUGCUGAUGUUGAAUACACCAAAGAUUGGUCACUAGAUGCGGGACGGAGAGAUUUAACAGUUAACUCCAUGUUCUUAGGAAUGGAUGGCACUGUAUAUGAUUAUUUUAAUGGAUAUGAAGAUUUAAAGAAGCGUCAAAUAAGAUUUGUAGGUGAUCCUAAAUUACGCAUCACUGAGGAUUAUUUGAGAAUUUUACGAUACUUCAGAUUUUAUGGCUGUUUGGCUACUGCACCUAACCUUCACGACGAAUAUAUACUUGAAGCAAUAAAACAAAAUGGCAAUGGACUCAAAAAAAUAUCUGGUGAACGGAUUUGGUCAGAACUUCAUAAAAUUUUAGAAGGAAACUAUGGACCUGAUAUAAUGAAGACUAUUCUAAAUUUAGGGCUAAGUCCAUAUAUUGGUCUUCCUGAACAACCCAAUAUAGACGAGUUUGAUAAAGUUAUUAAUCGAAGCAAAGGCUUAAAAUUACAACCAAUUACUAUGUUGGUAUCAUUCUUAAAAGAUAAACAAGAUAUGAUUGAUCUUAACAAUCGUUUAAAGUUUCGAGUGUUUGACAGGGACUUGGGAUUAUUCAUAGUAGAAAGUAGAGAUGAAAAAUGGACACCAGACACUAUUAAAAUGAAUAAAAUAAAAAUUAUACAAAACCCAACCAAACAAGGAGUUAUGAAAGAGUAUAUUGAACAGUUAUUAAUGUACAAUAAUGACAGAACCAUUCUUGAAGAAUUCGAAAAAUGGACACCGUUAAAGUUUCCUAUUACAGGAAAUAUGAUUAAAAGUCAUGGGGUGAAAGAUGGGAAGAAAAUUGGAAUAAUUUUGAAGAAACUUAUUGAAUACUGGGCAGAUGAUGAUUUCCAAACCGAUAUCGAAGAGUUGCUAAAUUUGAUACCUAGAGCUGAAGAUGAAUUGAAAUGAAAUAAUUUUUUUGUAGAUUACUUGUUUUUGAAUUGAUAAUUAUUUUUCUUGUACAACUAUAGUGUUAUAUACUAUACAGAAUAAAUAUUUCUCAGUUAAAAUAAAAUAAUUUAAUUGAUAUAACAACAAAAAAUGUAAAUAUUUACUAAUCGUGAAUAAAAUCAUGGUAUAUGAAAUUAAUUGUUUACAAAUUAAAAUUAAAUAAUUGUUAAUCAAAUUUUGGAUUUUAUGAAGUAUUUGUAACUUAGUGUUACAUACCAAAGUUGAUUCAACUUAAAAAUUAAAUUAACAUGUGAUAUUUAAAAAUGUAUUAAACUAUUAUUGGCAUACCUAAAAAUCCAAACUUAAAUUAUAUUUUAAUUUUCUUCAUUCUUCAUUUAGUUGUCGUGUUUAUUGUAUAUAUUAAUAUACCUGUAUUUACUUAGGUUUAAAUAUGAUAUCAGUGAUAUUGUCGUGAAGGAGUUAGUACUGUGUAUUCUUGUAGUCUACCUAGAUUAUUUAAAUCAUACACAAAGUUUUUACUAAUUUUAAUUUAUAUUGUGUAUGUAUAAAUACUACUUCAUGCCUUGAUUUAAGUUGUCCACUACUUGAGCAUCCCCACAUUUUCAAAUUAAACUGUGACUAUUAUGUUGAUAUCUAUCCACUUUUUUCAAUCCAAUUAAAAUGUUUAAAGAAAUAUACAUAAUAUAUAGUAUCUUCAUAAAUACUCAACACAUUGCUGUACUUGUAUUAAAGAGAUUUGAUUAUCAUAUAACAUAUUUGUAAAAAUUAUCUUCAGUGAAUAAAAUAAAUGUUGUUUUAUAUUUA
Messenger RNA from Rhopalosiphum padi (bird cherry-oat aphid), 2237 nucleotides. Its product is annotated as CCA tRNA nucleotidyltransferase 1, mitochondrial. Gene Ontology annotation, molecular function: RNA binding; nucleotidyltransferase activity. Lineage: Eukaryota; Metazoa; Arthropoda; Insecta; Hemiptera; Aphididae. The record is from RefSeq and is a predicted model, not a curated record. The transcript has a single exon. Bases 84 to 1430 code for a protein of 448 amino acids. Gene Ontology annotation, biological process: RNA processing.